CUUUUCUGAAAUGGCGAGAUUUCUUAUUCAACCUGGAUUAAAUUCAGAUUUCACACCAACACUCAGACUGCCUGUGUCUGAGAUAGAUGGUAUUAAUGUUCAUAGCAAUGUCAAGUGGAGACAGCUCUCAACUCAUCACAGGGAACAUUGUUUCAAUCAUUUUAUAACUGAAACCAUGACAACAGAAAAAGAGGAGGAAGAGAAAAGACUGGAGGAGAAAAUGAAAGAGCUGGAAAAUGAUUCAGGGUUUAACCAACCAAUGGAAACCGGAGUGGUGAUCCCAACUCCUGACAAAAACAAUAAGAAGAACCUUGUCUUUGACGAAGAGAGAUUCGAGGACACCUUUCUGAAAUGCUUGAUCUGUCGAGAAACGUUUGACGAGGAUGAAAAGAUGCCAAAAAUGUUGCCAUGUCACCAUACAUUUUGCCUGGAUUGCCUGAAGCAGAUGUUCCGAGUGGAGGGCGAGUUUCGGCGCAAUCUGACGUCAGCGUUUCGUAGCAUGCCCGUGGCUGUCAAAAUAUCGUGCCCGACUUGUCGGGAGGGACUUAUUGCAUCAGAAGCAGAGAUUUUACGGCUUCCAAAUGAUCACACAGUCCGCGAACUAGUGGCGUUCGUCAGAUGCACGGGGAAGCCGGAUGUCGCCUACUGCAAGAAGCACCAGAUGCAGCCGCUGAACUUUUUCUGUGAGCCGUGUAUCACCCCCGUGUGUAGGGAUUGCACCGUUAUUGACCACAAGGAGAAGAAUGGGCACAUCGUGAUGAACGUGGAAGAGGCCCUCCACAAGUACGUGCCAGUCUUAGACGAAACUUUAACAGAGAUGGAAAGCGAGGAGAAGACGCUCCACGACAAGCGGAUGGCUCUAGAGAAAGCGUCCGACAACCUGGAGCAGAUUCAAAAAGAGCUCGGAGUCCAGAUCAGACAAACGUUUGACCGUAUCCGCGACGCCAUUGAUGAGCGGGAGAGGGAACUCUACACAGCGGCGGAGCACGAGAUCGACAAAAAACGUCAGGAGAUCUCAGACCAGCUAGAGUUAGCUUUAAAUCGUGAAGAGACUUUCAAAUCGGAGAGAAUGAAAUUAAACACUGCCAAAGAAACAAAAAACAUUGCUGCCAUGUUUUCGAACCAUCAGUCGGCGCGUGAAGCCCUCAUGGAGAAGGUUACAGUUCACGGUCCUUCUCGCGCAAUUCGAGAUUUCGCCGUGAGCUUCCAGUUUAACAGUCGACAGGAAAAUAAUAUCCGGCAUUACAUCUCAAAUUUUGGUGACGUCACGUUCAAGAAUGCAUGAUCAAGAAAAAACCAAAGAAUCUCUGCGAGCUUUUCAAUCCAAUAGAAUUUUGCAAACAAGGCAUAGAACUCAUGUAAUUGUUUGAUGAAGAUUCAGUUAACGAAUCUUCAAAAUGGAACAGUUUGGUUCAAUAUCAUAUACCUUAAUUGAAGUAAAGAGUUUAUCUUGUUCCCUUAAGUGCGAUAUUUAUCCCAAUCAUAAUUUAUAUUUUCAAAUUUAAAAAAAAAGACAUAUAUGAUAAUACCUUUAUUUAUAAUCGUUCAAUGACGAACGAUAUGAAUUUUUUUAUGCGAGUAGGGUUAAAUAAAUUCAGACUGAAUUCUUAAUUAUUGGUGGUGAAUUGUGUAUAAAUUGUUGCUUUCUUUGUCACGGACUGUGGCGAUGUUAUAAUAUUGAUUUAAUAAAUCAGCUUUUACCUUUCCAUCAAUAUGUUGUUAACGAAAGGCAUAAGUUAAAUGUUUCUAAC
This is a messenger RNA of Magallana angulata, 1751 nucleotides long. Its product is annotated as tripartite motif-containing protein 59-like. The transcript is spliced from 3 exons. Gene Ontology annotation, molecular function: zinc ion binding. The record is from RefSeq and is a predicted model, not a curated record. Lineage: Eukaryota; Metazoa; Mollusca; Bivalvia; Ostreida; Ostreidae. The coding region runs from base 11 to 1285 and encodes 424 amino acids.